Carcharodon carcharias (great white shark) is the source of this 4808-nucleotide messenger RNA. RefSeq lists its product as uncharacterized. Gene Ontology annotation, biological process: intracellular protein localization; immune response. Gene Ontology annotation, molecular function: tumor necrosis factor receptor binding; protein kinase A binding. The coding region runs from base 297 to 4625 and encodes 1442 amino acids. The transcript has 8 exons. Gene Ontology annotation, cellular component: sperm fibrous sheath; sperm principal piece; membrane. The record is from RefSeq and is a predicted model, not a curated record. Lineage: Eukaryota; Metazoa; Chordata; Chondrichthyes; Lamniformes; Lamnidae.
GGUGACCUCUGUGGGAUCUCACAAGCCCCACCCACAAAUGCAACCAUGAGGUCACAGAUGCCAUCUUUGCGAGGGCACAUAACUUUGUGCAUUUCACCAGGGACCAGGACAGCCAGGAUGCAAGAGCGAUUGGAUUUGUCCAGAUCUCGGGUUUCCCUACAGGUGUAGGGUGCCAUCAACUGCACUCACGUGGUGCUCAGAUCUCCAUCGCAACACACGGUCAAAUAUGUCAACUGUGAGGGCUUCCAUUUGCUGAACAUGCAGCUGUGAGCCACCAUCAGAAACGCAUACUGCAGAUGUCAGAUCCAAUCAACUGGCUGCACAGCACCAAGAAACUUUGUCAGGUUGUGAUUGAAAAAAAUGAGCAACGAAUUGUGAUGCCCCUCAAAGAAGAAGUGACUUCCACCUAUCCUGAACUCCAUGAGCUGAUGGAAUCCAUCCAACUGCAUCACCUAAAAGAAGAUGAUGUAAUUUUAAUCAAAGGGUUACAGCAGCAUUCUGAGGCAACAACAGAUAGUUUACAGAAUUCAACAGAAGGAGUAAUGUGCCUGUCACCCUCUCCCAGCUACAACAGUAGUUCUGUAUUUUGCAGCCUCAGAAAAUAUGCGUUGGGAUUUCAGCAUGCAAUCCAUGUAAUUACCGGAAAUUUUCCUGAUAUCAACUGUGACAAUACAGAGAAAACACAGCACAUUCCUACUACUGAUAUUUCUCUUCCUGAUACUAAUACUCCUCAAAGAAUAAAAGUGCCUGCUCCUGAUGUCAGUACUUAUCUUCGUAAUACUUCCACAACUGGUGUUAAUACUCCAUCUCUUCCCAGUACUGAUCUUCCAAUAUCAGAGCAGUUAUGUCAGCAGAAGUCAGUUUCUCAAAGGCUUUCUAGUCGUGUACAUUCUUCAGCAUGUAAUCUUGCAGAGGGUAUUCAAUUGCCAAAUGUAACAACAGACAUAGCUGUGGGAACUCCUUCCAAUCUUCCAUGGGCCAGUGGAUCACAAUUCUUUGAAGUACUUUCUAAUUAUGCAGAGUUUAUGUCAAAUGAAAUACUUAGCACAGUGAUUGAGGACAGUACUCCUCGGGGAAUCGAAAUUUCAAUGAAACAGCUAGAGGUCUGGAAACCCAUGGAAAGUCACUUUUCAUCAGAGAUGUUAUCUCAUGAUAAUAUCCCACACUCCCAUUUAAAUCAAAAUUUUGCAGGUAUUGAUGAAUUGCCUAAAUCAGCAAUAGACAAUUUAAGUAUAAGUAGCGCAAUAGGAAAUGAGAAGAACCUUGAUGUAUCUAAGGAUGAAAGAAAAGAUGUUCUGCACUAUGGCAUAGCCCAUCUGGCAAGCACAGAGGCCUCUAGUAUUAUUCAGCAGUCUUUUCAGGAGGUUGAGAGUCAAAUGGAAGAGAAUUUUGUUGACGCCGUUUCACAGUCAAUAAUUGCCAACUCCUCAGGAGACAUAGUAGUGCUUCCUGUUAUGGAGAAUUACGCAAUGAGACUGAUCCAUGAAGUAAUUUCUGACAGCACCAAGGAAGCAAGCUUAGGAAAGAUGGUGACGAGAAACAAACUACAACUGUUCGAAGAAGAAAAUAAGAAUUCACACCUUGCUUAUAAUGGAUCACAUAAAAAUAAAGACCUUUCAGAGGUGUCACAAUCUGACAUCCUUACACAUGAACUUAAUCAUCUUACAAGAAAUACAAAAAGUUCAUCGUGUGCUGAAGGAAGACCAUUGGUUGAAGGUGAACAAGUUGAAAGCUUAACGAAAGCAUCACAACAAUGUUUUGAUGGUUCUUCCCCAGACAGGGAAAGGCAUUUAUCAGCAUCAGACAAAGAAAAUUCUGAUGAUCAUGACUAUGAGAAACUUGUGUUUGAUAAACUUGGGCUCACCAAGAAGGGUUCACUGGACUAUCCUGAUGCCCCUCCACCUACACCACUGAGGCCACAGCUGGGUGGCAGUCAGAGGAGUUUUACUAGAAAGCUCAAGGGAGGCUUGGCAAAAGAAUUCCUUCCUUCACCACCUCCACCUACCCCAAAGGAAACCAUCAAUUUUUGCUUGUCUGAGGAGAAUCAAGACACUGAGGAAAAGGCUGAAUUUAUGAGAAAGCUAAUACGAUCAUUGUCUCAAGAAUUUAAUAGAAAAGACACCACAGGAAGUUCAGAAGUGCUUGAAGAGGAGAGGUUACAAAACUCAGAGCCACAGUUUCUGACUUCAGAAAAUGAACCAUCAGAGAAUUCAUGCACCGAUGAAAAAACUGUACAAGACUAUUUCAGUCAUUUGAUAUCAGGUAUUGUCUUUUCUUCUGCACAAGUAGUUUGCAGCAUCAUGGGAGAAAGUAUUGUUCCUAAAGCAGUUAAAGGCCAACAUUGUGAUAGCAUUACAAUUAAUGAUGAAUACCAACUGAAUACCCAGGCUUCAAAAGAACUGAACCCAUUUUCUUCCGAUACAGUUAUUCAGGAAGCAGAAAGAAUUUCAAAUGAACACAAUGAGAAUAAACAUGGAGCCAGUUUUCCGGUGAAUGUCGAAAGCCUAUUACGAGAUUAUGCUGACAGAUUAGCACAGAAGAUUAUCAAUUCAGUCAUUAAGUUUCUGAACAAAAUUGAUUUACUUGACCAUAGAGAAUGUAACACAAAUGGGAAAGGUGAAAUAUCUUCUGAGAAUGCAAACAAAGAUUGUAGGCAUUCACAUCAUAUUAAGCAGAUAAGUUCAAUGUCAGAAGAAUGGGUAAAAGGGAUGGUACAGUCUGCCCUCCAAGUAUUUAAAACUCAAUAUCAAUUGAAGCAGGCCAGCUCUACCAAUACUGAGUCUAUGUUUGCAUCAGAACAGUUGCAGAACAUGGACCCAGCAGCCAGAAGCACUGACACAAAGCCUUUUUUCAUUGGGGCCAGCACAGAACAACACCAUAUCAAAAAAUCACUAAAAACAAUGAAAUCUCAGGCAAGCCGUGAAACAGACGUUCUAUGCAGUGAUCCUCUUUUUACCGAAGAGCAAAAUCCAGUAACUCCAGGCUCAGAAGGUGGAAUUGGUAUUAGAACCAUUGCAAGCCCCCAUGAAGGAACAAAUGAUGGCAAUAACAAUUAUUUAAGUUUUUUCAAUCCAUAUGAGGAGUCACAAAUUGAUGUAAAGACUGAAGAGCUCACUGGAAAGAACCAAAGUUGCUUUGUUCAAGCAGGAAGAAAAAUAUGCUUAUUUGAAGACAAGAGAGAAAGACUAUGUCAGCAUAAAUAUGAGGAUACACCUCUAGCCCUUAAUUCAGAGUCCAUUAUUAAUGAUGAAGAAAAGUCUUCCAACUUGGAAUUACCUAAAGUGAUAUUGAAGGAUCCAGAGCACAGACCAACAAAUAAAACAUAUGCUGAAAGCCUAGCAGAAACUAUACUCAAGUCCUCCUUGGUUGAUGCAUGUAGACACUGUAGUGCUGAACCAGUUACAGAGGAGGUACCAAUGCAUUCUCCAAACCCCGAUGAAUUAUGUAGAAAACUUCUUUCAGUUGCCAACAGCUCAGGAGAUCAGAGUCCAAAGCUCCAACAGAAGAUAAAGACAGAAGAAUCAUUCAAGGAUGGGGGAGUGGGUGGCGUUCCCAUAAUUCAGAACACUAAAUCUCAAAGACUAAAUGUAGUUGAAUAUACAGAUAUAACAUCACCAAAGCAAGCACAACAGGAACUGAAUCACUCUGUUGUCACAUUACAGUGCCAGGCUGAAGAACAGGAAGGCUAUGAGGAAAUGCAUCACUCGACUUCCCUGGCUUCAAGCGCAAUCAAUCUUUCGUUGGUGAACUUUAACUCUAAGUCUCCUGCUGUUGAUGCACAGGUGCAAGCAAUGCUGCAGUGGGCAGCAGCAUCUCAGCUUAACAUCUCCAAGAUCCAUAUAAUGACUUCAAGUGAGGACUUUGUACAGGUUAAAAAUCAAAUAGCUUCCCAGGAGCUGUGGUGUCUGAAUAGUCCCAAAAAAUUUCAACAACUAAUCAGUACUGAGACUGAAGACUUGAGUGAUCAGAUCAGAAAAGAUUCCUGCUGGAGACUGGCUAACAGUAUCAAAUUACUUGCGAAAGAGGUAGCAGACAACUCAAGCAAGAAACAUAUAAUAAAAGCUGCAAUGGACAAUGUACCUGUCGAUAUUUUUAAAUCUGCAGUGGAGUUUGACGACAAGCCAGCACAUCGUCCCUCUGCUCAUCUCACUGUACAAUUUGGUUCUCCACAAGAUAUCUCCUACCAUUUAGACCGGUCAUGCCGCCACCUUGUUAAAUGGGGUAUUGGAAAGGGGUUGUCCUACAUUCAGAACAUGACGAUCCAUCAUGGAAAGUUGCGAGCCAGUCAAACGGGAAGAUACUACAUUUAUGCUCAGACUUAUUUCAGAUAUCAACACAAGGCUAUAGCUGACUAUGAGGACUAUUCUGCAAAAUCUAAUGAGCAACAGCUUGUGCAGUGCAUAUAUAAGAUGACAACUACCUACGCAUCACCAAUCAUCCUUAUGAAAGGUGUAGGAACAAAAUGUUGGGCAGCGAAUGCUGAUUAUGGUUUGAAUUCCAUCUACCAAGGAGGACUUUUUGAAUUGAAGGCUGGUGAUGAAAUAUUUGUCACCAUUUCUGACAUAAAGUUAGUGGAUGAUAAUGUAGCAUCUAGCUACUUUGGAUCCUUUAGACUGGAUAUGUAAGGAGUUUAAAUUUUAGAAAAAGAUGCCUGUUCAGAAGAAAAUCAUUGCAUCAAACAAUUACCAUUAAAUCCGUUUUCCUGGUGUGUUUUUUUCCAAAACUUUUGCUAAAUUCACAAUAAGCCUAAAGGAGUUUUGAUUUGCUUACUUUGUCAGCUGAUUAAAAAGCUGUUAAAUGGAACAGUA